This is a messenger RNA of Thecamonas trahens ATCC 50062, 507 nucleotides long. RefSeq lists its product as uncharacterized. The coding region runs from base 1 to 507 and encodes 168 amino acids. The record is from RefSeq and is a predicted model, not a curated record. The transcript has a single exon. NCBI's taxonomy places the organism in Eukaryota, Apusomonadida, Apusomonadidae.
AUGGGCACCUCGCGCGGCCAUCCGCAUCAAAGCUCGGCCCAGAGCAAGACGACCAAGCGGCUCUCGUAUCCGUUGCAAGGAUCAGUGCCGGCUGUGUCCAUGCCGCUCUCGCCGGAGACCUGGCAUGCGUCGUCGGGUCCGGUGUGGCCAUCGGUUGGUGCGCCCUCGGUCCCGCCGCAGCCGUCCGGCAGCGACAUCUCGUCGGCCACGCCCUCACACCCACUCGCCGGCUACCCGUGGUUCCAUCCGUCGAUCACCUCGCGCGCCGCCACCGAAGCCGCCCUCCUCCGCCACCCCGUUGGCACCUUCCUUGUCCGUGAGUCGUCGUCGGAGCCGGGCUCGUACGUCGUCGGCGUUGUAACGGCCCGGGGUGUUGUCCAGUACAAGCUUUCGUACGACCCAAGAUCUGGCCACUUUGUCCAGGAAGGCAUCCCCGGCUCCUUCCCAUCCAUCCCAGAUCUCAUCAACGCCUACAAGGAGAGCCUCUGCAUCCCGUACUGCCCGUGA